Molecule: messenger RNA, 438 nt
Organism: Trichoderma reesei QM6a
Lineage: Eukaryota; Fungi; Ascomycota; Sordariomycetes; Hypocreales; Hypocreaceae
Exons: 2
Coding region: 1-438 (145 amino acids)
Cellular component (GO): nucleus; cytoplasm
Molecular function (GO): protein tyrosine phosphatase activity
Source: RefSeq, a predicted model, not a curated record
AUGCCGGCUUUGACUAUUGCGUCGCUCAAGAGAGUGUCUGCAAAGGCGCUCUCUGAGAAGAUUCUUGCCGAGGCGGAGCAGGCGGAACCGAGUUUUGCGGUGAUUGAUGUGCGGGAUGUCGACUACAUAGGCGGCCACAUCAAGGGCUCAACAAACAUCCCCUGCAACCAGCUCGACGCGCUCAUGCCGACGCUCAUCCGCAAGCUCAAGGACAAGAAGACGGUCGUCUUCCACUGCGCGCUGAGCCAGCAGCGGGGACCCCUUGCGGCGCUCAAGUACCUCCGCGAGAGGGACGGGCUGCUGGCCGCGCUGGGGGAGGCGCCGCUGGCGGAGAAGCAGGAGGUGGUUUUGCUGGAGAGGGGGUUUACGGGCUGGCAGGAGGAGUAUGGCGAGGAUGAGAGGUUGACGGAGGGGUUUCGGAGGGAGAUUUGGAGGUGA